AUGAAAUUAGGAUGUAAUGAAAUAAUGAUAACAUCAAUUUAUUUUGAUAGUAUUAAUGAUUUUAUUAAUUUGGAAAUGGGUGUUAAAAGAUUUCAAGGAAAUAUGGAACGAUUUCACUUUAAUCCAAUUCCUUUAAAUGAAUAUUCAAGAAGAUUCUUUCCUAAUAUUGAAACGUUUCACAGUUAUGAUACAAACGAUGAAAUAUUUAAUGAUGGCAGAAUACUUAAAAAAGUAAUAUGGUAUACAAUAGAUUAUUCAGAAUAUUUAAAAGAAAAAGAACAAGGAAAUAUAUGUAAAAAUAUAGAAUAUACAAAAGAAGAUAGAAAUGGAUAUGGGACUACAAUACCACCAGAAGUUACAAUACUUGGAAGUGAAUGUUUUAAAUAUUGUUUUGAAGUGAUAAGAGUUGAUGUACUAAGAAAUGUCAAAAAAUUAGGAGAUAAUUGUUUUGAAGGAUGUUCAUUAACAUCAAUUAAUAUACCAACAACAAUAACUAAAAUAGGAAAAGGAAGUUUUAGAAGUUGCAGGUCAUUAGUAUCAGUUACUAUACCAACAACAGUUAGUAAAAUAGAGGAUGAAAGUUUUCAGGAGUGUUCAUCAUUAACAAGCAUUGGUUUACCAACUUCUAUUAAAGAAAUAGGGUGUAAAAGUUUUGGUUAUUGUAGGUCGUUAAAAUCUAUUAUUAUACCGACAAGUGUUAAUAAAAUAGGGGAUGAGAGUUUUUAUAGAUGUUUAAGGUUAAAUAAUAUUAAUAUACCAAAGGGUAUUAGUAAAAUAGGAAAUAAUUGUUUCGGCGGUUGUACUGAAUUAAGCAAUAUAGGUAUAGAAGAUGUAAAAUAUGUAAGUGAAGAAAGGAUAUUUGUUAAUGAGCCAACACUACUAAGCUUUAAAACAUUUGAAGAGAUAAAAGAAAUUAAUGGAGAGCGUAUAGAAAAGAGAGACAUUAAUUCAAUUAAUAUAUCAAGAAGAAAUAAUAAAAUAGGGGAAUAUUGUUUUUAUGGCAUUUCAAGAUUAACAAGCAUUAAUAUACCAACAAAUAUUACAGAAAUAGGAUAUAGAUGUUUUAAAGAAUGCAUAGGAUUAAAAAGCAUUAAUAUACCAACAAGUGUUAGUAAAAUUGGAAAUGACUGUUUUGAUGGUUGUACAACAUUAAGCAGCAUCAACAUACCAACAAGCAUUAGUAAAAUAGAAGAUGGAAGUUUUAAUUGUUGUUAUUCAUUAACAACAAUUAAUAUACCAACUUUGAUUAAAGAAAUUGGAAGGUAUUGUUUUAACAAAUGUACUGGACUAAAAAGAGUUGAUAUACCUAUAGGCAUUAGUAAAAUAGAAGAUGGAAGUUUUUAUGGAUGUUGUUCAUUAAAAACAAUUGACAUCCCAACGACAGUUAAGGAAAUAGGAUGCCAAAGUUUUAGAGGAUGUUCAGGAUUAGAAAGUAUUAAUAUACCAUCAAGUGUUAGUAAAAUCGGAGGAUAUUGUUUUGGAGGAUGUUCGUCAUUAACAUUAAUUAAUAUACCAACAACAAUAACAAGAAUAGAAUAUAAUUGUUUUGAAGGAUGUUCAGAAGAGAUAAGAAAGAAAGAAAAAAUAAGGGAGUUAUAUCCUAAGGAAGAAGGACAUUGUAACGUUGUUUAA
Molecule: messenger RNA, 1632 nt
Organism: Entamoeba dispar SAW760
Lineage: Eukaryota; Evosea; Mastigamoebida; Endamoebidae
Exons: 1
Coding region: 1-1632 (543 amino acids)
Source: RefSeq, a predicted model, not a curated record